Linum tenue is the source of this 5937-nucleotide messenger RNA. The record is from the annotation of a GenBank genome assembly. Lineage: Eukaryota; Viridiplantae; Streptophyta; Magnoliopsida; Malpighiales; Linaceae.
CAAGUCCCUAGCUCGCUCGAGCGUCUACACUCUAGACUAGACCACGAACUUUCGCACUUAACAAUGGCCAUUUUUGCUUCUUGAAUGACAGAGAGCAGUACUUGGACUAGUCGCGGCCAAAUUUGCGAUAAAUCCUUCGUCCUUAGACCAGCACUACCCAAGUUUUCUCCCGCCGCUUACCAAAUGGAAACCAUCUUGUUCAAGCUCUCUCUUCUAAUCCUCAGUUCCCUCUGUCUCAAACUUGUCCGCUGCGAUGGAGCGGAUCGAAUCACUCCAACCCGUUCACUUUCCGGCGACCAAACGAUCGUCUCGGCAGGAGGAGUCUUCGAAUUGGGUUUCUUCAAGCCUGGGAAAUCAGGAAAUUACUGCGUAGGGAUUUGGUACAAGCAAGUUUCUCCAAGGACGGUAGUUUGGGUAGCAAACAGAAACAGUUACUCCCCUCUUCCCGACAGGUUCUCUGCCGAGCUCAAGAUUACCGAUUACGGAUACCUGGCUCUACACGACGGCUCAAAUCGAGAAAUUUGGUCCACCGGUAUGGUGGACAGGAAUUUCCGCUACGCAGAAGCUGUGCUUCUGGAUGAUGGAAAUCUCGUCCUAACGUCAAAUGGGUCUUCUCCAAUUUCCCCAAAUCAAUCGCUUUGGCAAAGCUUUGAUCACCCUGGAGAUACCUGGAUCCCCGGUGGCAAGAUUGGGUUCAACAAGGUUACGGAGCAAGAUAUCUCUCUGACCUCGUGGCGAAACAGAGAAGACCCUGCUACAGGCCCCUUCUCACUCAAGCUGGGGCCAAACCGGUCACUCGAGCUCCGGAACAUGUACACGGCUUUCCGGGCGAGCGAAUCUUUCUCUGGGCGUGUUUCCGGCUCCAUUUCGGAGAUGAAAUUGAAGCUCAUGAGCCUUUCUUAUGUGGAUAAUAGGAAUGAGAGCUAUUUAACCUACUCUCAGUACAACAUCUCCCAGCUGGCUCAACUUGUGGAGGAACCUAAUGCCUUGAUUAAGCAGCUGUACGAGUCCGGGUACAAUGGCUCUUUGUUCUCACGGUAUGUUGUGGAUGUACGUGGGAAGCUUCAGCUGCUCGCCUGGCAGGAAUCCACCAAGCAAUGGCUAUUAGUUUGGUCGCAUCCUAGAUCCCAAUGUCAAGUCGAUGGUUAUUGUGGUCCGUAUGGGAGCUGUAUGGGGGAAUCCAGUCGUUCCCCCUGUCAAUGUUUGACAGGGUUUGUUCCCUUAUCUCAGGUUGAGUACAGUUCUGAGGUCUUUUACCGUGGCUGCUAUAGAAGCUCGCCACUUGAGUGCAGGAAACCUGAUUGGUUCUUGCCUAAUUACAAUGUGAAAUUGCCUGAUAAACCUGAGACGGCAGUUGCUGGAAGUCCAAAGGAUUGCGAGGCGGCUUGUUUGAGAUCUUGUAGCUGUACAGCUUAUUCCCACAGUGGAGACCAAUGCUUCACUUGGUAUGGGGUUCUCAUGAAUUUGCAGCAGGAUGUCCCAGGUGGGCAAACGAUCUUCAUUAAACUUGCAGGUUCCGAUUCUAAAUUCCCAAGUUCGGAGAACAAGAAAAGGGUUAUCAUUGGUUGCGUGGUGGGUUCAGUGAUUGUGUUGUUGGCAAUUACUGUAUCUGUAGUAAUCGUUAGAUUGAGAAAGAAGAGAAAGGCUGAACCUGGAAAGGUAAUGGAAGGGUCUUCAGUUGCUUUUACCCAGAAAGAGUUAAAGAUUGCUACAAGGAAUUUCACGGAGAAGUUGGGAGAAGGAGGGUUUGGUUCUGUUUACAAAGGGACACUGCCUGAUUCCAGUGUUGUAGCAGUGAAGAAGCUGGACGGCGUCAGCUUCAGCCAAGGUGACAUGCAUAAGCAAUUCCUUGCAGAAGUCAGGACCCUUGGUACCAUCCAACAUAUCAAUCUGGUUGGUUUGAGAGGUUUUGCUAGUGAUCCUACUAGAAUGCUUUUAGUCUAUGACUAUAUGCCCAAUGGUUCGUUAGCUUCCCAUCUGUUCACGGGAGAAGAUGCAAAGACUUUAGAAUGGAAGACACGGUACAACAUCGCACUAGGAACGGCCAGAGGGUUAGGUUACCUACAUGAGAAGUGCAGGGAAUGCAUAAUCCAUUGCGACAUCAAGCCAGAUAACAUACUUCUAGACUCUGAAUUCAUACCCAAAGUGGCGGAUUUCGGCAUGGCAAAGCUCUUCGGGAGGGACUUCAGCAGGGUUCUGACAACAUUUAGGGGAACAAUAGGAUACCUAGCACCUGAGUGGCUUUCAGGGGAGGCCAUUACAGCCAAGGCUGAUGUUUACAGCUACGGGAUGAUGCUUUUUGAGCUAGUAUCAGGAAGGAGAAACUCACAACAUACAAGUACAGGUCAUUACUUUCCAACUUGGGUAGCAACUGUUGUAAAUGAAGGCGGGAACGUGCUAGAUCUAUUGGACCCUAGAUUGAAUGGGAAUGCUGAUAUUGAAGAGGUGGGAAGAGUUUGCAGAGUUGCUCUAUGGUGCAUCCAGGGUGACGAAAGUCACAGGCUGACAAUGAGCCAGGUCGUGUAUGUUCUUGAGAAGAUUUUGGAAGUGAACAUUCCUCCGAUUCCAAGAAUUCUCCAGACAUUUACUGAUCUAGAUUCUAAUGGCCAACAAUUCUGGAUUUCUCGGUAGAUUUGAAAGCUCUUAUCUUUGUUACGGUGUGGAGCCGCCAUGAUCCUUCUUGUUAUCCAGCAUUGAUUUCUUAUCCAACUCGAUGUCACCAUCGUUUUGGUAAACCAUGGUGAUAUCAGCAAAAUUGUACCUGUUUGGAAGGGAGGAAAAGCAGCACGCAUGGGAAUUAGGGUCGGAUAGAUAGAGGAUGCUCCAGCCUCAAAUCAGAAACUCUGACUCUUGUGUAACGUGUCCCCAUUAACAUGCAAAGCUUCGCCACGUGCCGGAACAUGCCGCCAGCAACCUCCAGUCGACGAUCGAGUAUCUCGCUGUCUCUCGUCCGGCCACCGAGCUCUGGCUCGUAACUCACUCCACUGUCUUUCUCACUCUCUUUUUCCGAUAUCUCUCGUCUUCUUCCUUUCGGGCUGCCAUCAUUUCGAUCCUCAUAGCCAUUGGAAAGCUUUUCGUCAAAAGCCAAUUGCAGACUCGGUAUAAUACACAGAGUAACUGGAAAUCGAAACAUCGGCCCGUGACAAUUACCAAAGAGAAGUGAUGUUGAGCUUAUUAUCGUACGAGACGGUUGGCGAAAAUGUGUCUCCUGAGCACCCCCAGGUUGUCCCCAUUACGAUUUUCGUGGCAGUGCUGUGCCUCUGCUUGGUCAUUGGCCAUUUGCUCGAAGAGAAUCGUUGGGUUAACGAGUCCAUCACCGCCAUCUUCAUCGGAGGCUUAACUGGAAUCCUGAUCUUGGUCUUGCGGAAGGGGCAAAGUUCUCACCUUUUGAGGUUCAGUGAGGAGCUCUUCUUCAUUUACCUCCUUCCCCCCAUCAUCUUCAAUGCCGGAUUUCAGGUUAAGAAGAAGCAGUUCUUUCAGAACUUCAUAACCAUUAUGCUGUUUGGGAUUGUUGGGGUUUUCAUCUCAACAGUCAUUAUAUCCCUAGGCAGCUGGUGGCUGUUUCCUAAACUUGGAUUCCUCGGUCUAGCGCCGCGAGACUACCUCGCUAUAGGAACCAUAUUUUCGUCGACCGAUACAGUGUGCACCCUGCAGGUUCUUCACCAAGAUGAAACACCUUUGCUCUACAGCAUAGUGUUUGGGGAAGGAGUAGUAAACGAUGCAACAUCAGUUGUUCUGUUCAAUGCUGUUCAGAAGAUGGAUGUCAGCAAGAUCAACUCCCAAACAAUACUCAGUGUCAUUGGAGAUUUCCUCUACUUGUUCUCCACCAGCACUGCUCUUGGAAUCGGUGUUGGCCUCCUCACUUCACUUGUGCUUAAAACACUCUACUUUGGGAAACACUCAAGCAUACGUGAACUCGCCAUGAUGGUAUUAAUGGCUUAUCUAUCUUACAUGCUCGCCGAGCUGCUUGAACUAAGCGGGAUUCUCACUGUUUUCUUUUGUGGAAUCAUCAUGUCGCAUUAUUCUUGGCACAAUGUGACGGAAAGUUCCAGGAUCACAGCCAGACAUGUUUUCGCCAUGUUGUCCUUUGUCGCCGAGACGUUCAUAUUUCUCUAUGUGGGCAUGGAUGCUUUUGACAUCGAGAAGUGGAAGAUGACUAAAUUGAGCUUAGGGACUUCCCUUGGGAUCUAUAGCUCAAUAGUGUUUCUGAUAUUGGUGGGGCGUGCUGUAUUCGUGUUUCCACUCUCUGCAUUUUCCAACUUCAUGAACAGACGCAAAACAUCCCCGCUCACCUUCAAACAGCAAACUGUUAUUUGGUGGGCUGGCCUAAUGAGAGGUGCUGUCUCUAUCGCUCUUGCUUUCAAACAGUUCACCUAUUCUGGCGUCACGUUGGAUCCUAUCAAUGCAACAAUGAUCACCAACACCAUCAUAGUCGUUCUCUUCACUACAUUGGUAUUUGGUUUCUUGACGAAGCCCCUGGUAAAUUACCUAAUCACACACCGAAUGAGAAACCAGAACAAUCGUGGGGGUGGGAGUGGAGGAGAACAACCAAGGUCCCCAAAAGACGAUGUGGUGCUUCCUUUGCUGUCCUUUGACGAAUCUGCAUCUGCUAACAUGCAAAUCGCAAGGGAGAGUUUCUCCUUGUUGAUGGACAGGCCGGUAUACACCAUCCAUCACUACUGGAGGAGGUUUGAUAAUGCCUACAUGAGACCCAUUUUUGGUGGCCCUCGGCACAGCCGAUCAGAAUGCUGAGUUUCUACCGCCACUACUGCUCUUUCUCUCUCUCUCUCGCUAAAGUCUCGGCCAUUUCUUCAUCGAAGAAUACCUGAAUCGCCUCAAGGCAGCCUAAGGGUAGGGGAGAAAGGGGUGUGUUUAUUUGAGUUGGUGCCUAGACUAUGCAUGUACAAAACACUAAAUGCAGAUGUCGAGUAUAGUAGAGAUUGUGUAUGGAAUGGAAGGAAUGUAGUAAUGUUCAAGUUUUGGAAGUUUUGAUGGUGGAAGCUACUAUCUGAAUGUAAAUUAUUUAAGAGAACUCUCAACAAACAUUUUUUGUGAAAAAUGGAGCUUCCUUCAUUAAAGCAAUACAUUGUUCCAGAAAUCAUCAAAGUACAAGAACAAACUUCAGACUACUAAAACCAAGUCACAGAAAGGAUCAUUCCCAAAGCUGAAUCCCAGGUCCCUGAAUAGUCCAAGUCUCCUUACUAGUAGACAUCUUCAUUCAAGGCGAUUUGCAUUCUGGUGGAGUCUUGAGGCCACAUUUCUCAGGCAAAGCAAGGGCACGAGCGGGGUCGAUUCCAAAUGCUGGGAGGAAAUCCUUGAACAUGCAUAGGCAUGGCAAGUUGGAACGUUUGAUCAUCUUGCAGCAGUCGUAGGUGGGGCGCGGGGGUGAUUCUCCGGUGACAGCAGGGCGGCAGACAAUGAGCUGGGACGGAUCAACCCGGCAAUCACUGUUUAGCCUGACAGCGGCUGAACUACCACCACCUGAGCCUCCAUCUAUCACAGUAGCUGCAGGCAGUGCUAGCACUACUACAAGCACAAAAAAGAGCGCAAGAGCUUUGAGGUCGGCCAUAGUCCUGCUUCCUGAUGUAGGGUUUUGAGGAGUGUAGGCUCUGUAAUUUAUACAAAGCAGGCAAAAAGGGUUGCAGUUUGGUUACCCCUUGAGUUUUGUUUAAUUGAAGCCAAAUGGAAUAUUAGUAGUAGUGUCAUGUGCUCACCAGUUUGUUGCAGGGAGUCACGGGAAGGAUGAACAACAUUAAACUAAACAGUUCCCGUGAGGUAGAACGUUAAAAAAUAAAGCAUAAGCAACUAGAUUAAGAUUUAUAAACUGGUGACCCGACAAAGCGAGCCGAAACACUAAGCUCCUCGGAUACCUCACACAGUCACACACAUGUUAAGAGGAUCCUUUUCGACAAGCUAUUGAGGUUAUCUACAGCCUAC